Molecule: messenger RNA, 1239 nt
Organism: Microthlaspi erraticum
Lineage: Eukaryota; Viridiplantae; Streptophyta; Magnoliopsida; Brassicales; Brassicaceae
Source: the annotation of a GenBank genome assembly
AUGUCAACGGAGACUACGGGGAAUAAUUCGUCAUCGCUUCCGGCGUCAUCAUCGUCUCGCCAUCUUUCCUCCGACGCCAUCGAUCCGGCGCCGUUGCUUUUGAGCGGCGACGAAAAUGAAGGAAUCAACAACGGAGGAGGCUCCGGUCAAGCAAUCGGCGGGGAACGGAGAUCCGUGAGGAGGCAGGGGCUUAGGGAAGCGGCGAGGUUUCUAAGCCGUGCGAGUAGUGGGCGGGUGAUGCGGGAGCCGUCGAUGGUUGUGAGGGAGGCUGCGGCGGAGCAGCUGGAGGAGAGGCAGAGCGAUUGGGCGUAUUCGAAGCCUGUGGUGGUGCUCGACAUCGUUUGGAAUUUGGCUUUCGUCUCCGUCGCUACGGCUGUUCUGGUGAUGAGCCGGAAUGAACAUCCGAUCAUGCCGCUCAGAGUUUGGCUCUGUGGGUAUGCGUUGCAAUGCGUGCUGCAUAUGGUUUGUGUGUGCGUUGAGUAUCGGAGGAGGAACAGGAUGAGAACGAGUAGGACUCCACCACGGUCACGUUCUUCUUCGUCCUCUUCGUCUUCUUCCUCCAUGGAGGAAGAUGCUUUGGGCUCGAGGAGGAAUUCAGAUGAGCAGGACUUGUCGAUUGGGCAGCUGGAGAGCGAAACCAGCAGUGUUGCAAAGCAUCUGGAAUCUGCCAACACAAUGUUUUCGUUUAUAUGGUGGAUCAUUGGAUUCUACUGGGUAUCUGCUGGUGGAGAACAGUUGGCACGAGAAUCCCCUCGGAUUUACUGGUUGUCUAUCGUCUUUCUUGGAUUCGAUGUGUUCUUUGUUGUCUUCUGUGUUGCGUUGGCCUGUGUUAUCGGCAUUGCUGUUUGCUGUUGCCUUCCAUGCAUCAUUGCAGUUUUAUACGCUGUUGCAGAUCAGGAAGGGGCUUCGAAAGAAGACAUUGAGCAGCUCACGAAAUUCAAGUUUCGAAAAGUUGGUGAUGUCAACAAACACGCUGGUGAUGAAGCACAAGGAAACACCGAGGGAAUAAUGACAGAGUGUGGUACAGAUUCACCCGUUGAACACACUCUUUUGCAGGAGGAUGCAGAAUGUUGCAUCUGUCUUUCUGCAUAUGAAGACGGGACAGAGCUAAGGGAACUUCCCUGUGGCCACCAUUUCCACUGCUCAUGCGUAGACAAAUGGCUAUACAUAAACGCCACUUGUCCACUCUGCAAAUACAACAUCCUCAAGAGUAGUAACUUGGAUCGAGAGGAAGUCUAG